Messenger RNA from Ailuropoda melanoleuca (giant panda), 1998 nucleotides. It is a transcript of the gene SRPK3, whose product is annotated as SRSF protein kinase 3. Gene Ontology annotation, molecular function: ATP binding; protein serine/threonine kinase activity. Gene Ontology annotation, biological process: intracellular signal transduction; spliceosomal complex assembly; regulation of mRNA processing. Gene Ontology annotation, cellular component: cytoplasm; nucleus. NCBI's taxonomy places the organism in Eukaryota, Metazoa, Chordata, Mammalia, Carnivora, Ursidae. The record is from RefSeq and is a predicted model, not a curated record.
GGCCGCGGGGCUGGGAUGAGCGCCAGCGCGGGUGGCGGCGGCGGCGGGGACAGCGGGGGCGGCGGGGACAGCGGGAGCAGCAGCAGCUCGCAGGCCUCCUGCGGGCCCGAGUCCUCGGGCUCUGAACUCGCCCCCGCCGCGCCAGCGCCGCGGAUGCUGCAGGGGCUGCUGGGCUCCGAUGACGAGGAGCAGGAGGACCCCAAGGACUACUGCAAGGGCGGCUACUACCCCGUGAAGAUCGGCGACCUGUUCAAUGGGCGGUACCACGUGGUGCGCAAGCUGGGGUGGGGCCACUUCUCCACCGUCUGGCUCUGCUGGGACAUCCAGCGCAAGCGCUUCGUGGCCCUGAAAGUGGUGAAGAGCGCGGGGCAUUACACCGAGACCGCCGUGGAUGAGAUCAAGCUCCUGAAAUGUGUCCGAGACAGUGACCCCAGUGAUCCCAAGAGAGAGACCAUCGUCCAGCUCAUCGAUGACUUCAGGAUCUCAGGGGUGAAUGGAGUCCAUGUGUGCAUGGUGCUGGAAGUCCUGGGCCACCAGCUCCUUAAGUGGAUCAUCAAGUCCAACUACCAGGGCCUGCCCGUGCCGUGCGUGAAGAGCAUCGUGAGGCAGGUGCUGCAUGGCCUGGACUACCUCCACACCAAGUGCAAGAUCAUCCACACAGACAUCAAGCCCGAGAACAUCCUGCUCUGUGUGGGUGACGCCUACAUCCGGCGCCUGGCCACCGAGGCCACGGAGUGGCAGCAGUCAGGGGCACCACCCCCAUCCCGCUCGACAGUCAGCACUGCCCCCCAGGAGGUCUUGACCGGCAAGCUGUCGAAAAACAAGAGGAAGAAGAUGCGGCGUAAACGGAAGCAACAGAAGCGGCUGCUGGAGGAGCGGCUGCGGGACCUGCAGAGGCUGGAGGCCAUGGAGGCCGCCGCCCAGGCUGAGGACGCCGGCUCAAGGCUAGAGGGGGGCAGCGGCUCCACCUCUUCUUCUGGCUGCCACCCCGGGGGGGCCAGGGCUGGCCCCUCCCCCGCCUCCUCUUCCCCUGCUGCAGGGGGCGAGCGCAGCCUCAGCCCAGGCUCCCAGACCUCAGGCUUCUCGGGCUCCCUUUUCUCUCCUGCCUCGUGCUCCAUCCUCUCAGGCUCCUCCAACCAGCGGGAGACUGGGGGCCUCCUGUCACCCAGCACACCGUUUGGUGCCUCGAACCUCCUGGUGAACCCCCUAGAGCCCCAAAAUGCAGACAAGAUCAAGAUCAAGAUCGCAGACCUGGGCAACGCCUGUUGGGUGCACAAGCACUUCACCGAGGACAUCCAGACUCGCCAGUACCGGGCAGUGGAAGUGCUGAUCGGAGCGGAGUACGGGCCCCCGGCUGACAUCUGGAGCACAGCGUGCAUGGCCUUCGAGCUGGCCACCGGCGACUACCUAUUCGAGCCUCACUCUGGAGAAGACUACAGUCGCGACGAGGACCACAUCGCCCACAUUGUGGAGCUGCUGGGAGACAUCCCCCCAGCCUUCGCCCUCUCAGGUCGCUAUUCCCGGGAGUUCUUCAACCGGAGAGGAGAGCUGCGGCACAUCCACAACCUCAAGCACUGGGGCCUGUACGAGGUGCUCAUGGAGAAGUAUGAGUGGCCCCUGGAGCAGGCCACGCAGUUCAGCGCCUUCCUGCUGCCCAUGAUGGAAUACAUCCCCGAAAAGCGGGCCAGCGCAGCCGACUGCCUCCAGCACCCUUGGCUCAACCCCUAGGCCCCACGGGCACUUUGUGCAGCUUGAGGCGGGCCUGGCCCACCCUCAAGCCCCUCCCAGUGCCUUCGGGGAAAGCAGGACGCCUUCUGCCAUCAGGCAGGAGCUGCCCUCCUCCCCCCUACUGGGUGCCAGCUUCCUCACAGCCCGUGGUGGGGCAGAGAGAUGUUGGAGCCCGGCCCACCGUUUAGAAUUCGUUCUGCCCCCAACCCUCACAAAGGGCCCUGAGUGGAAGUGUGCGUAUUUCUUUUCUUAAUAAAGUGUGAACUGAAA